AUGACACUGUCUCUAUUCGUCUCCGAUGAGGCUAGCGAAGACGACGAUGAGAUGGAUCUAGACGAUGAAUUUUUCAGCCAAAGUCAGACCAGAUACGAGCGCGAGAAGGCCCGCCUAGAGUCUCGCUUGAAAAAUCUGGAAGACCGCAGCUUCCGCUGCAGCAGCCCAUUGAAGACACUGCUGCGUUUGUCUCGCGUCGAUGAGAAUGAUCUCCCUCAACCGGCACCUGCUCCCGUACCCGAGACAUCACCGGUUACCGAAAAAGCUUCAGGGACCAAGGAGCCUGAGAAGAUGGAUCAUGAUAUGCAGUCUCCCACCUCCUCUAUGAACGGGCCGGUAGCGGGACCGCCAAAGAACAAGGAGGAGGAGAAGGUGUCCCCAGUAUCUGUGCAACCUGAAUCGAAAGUCGAGCCCCCGAAGCUCCCUACUCCGAAAGCGGAGGAGUCAGAAGACGUCGAAAUGGGCGAAGCCGACGGUGUUGAAGAAGGCGAUGGCGGAGUUGAGAGUGCUUCUAGUGAGGAUGAGUCUAUCACUGAAGCCGACCUUCAUUCAUUACCUUACCUCAACCGAGGUCCACCGACACCCCUUUCUGAUCCCGACCAGGAGAGCACAGCGCUUAGGACAAAUAUCAUGGCUGCUAUCAAGGACAAGCUCUUCAAUAGCAUCCGUGCUGAGCAAGAAUUCCAGGAUACGGCUCUGCAAGUGUUCCGCAUGCAGUAUCAUCAUUGGGGUCUCGAGUCAGCUCACCGGGAAAAAGACGCUGCCAUGCGCGAAGAAAAGGAGAAAACCGAAGAGCAAGAAGCAGCGGUAUCUCCAAGUGAAACCAGCACUCAAGGGCCCGCUCAUAGGCAACGUCAUGUUACGGAUUAUGAUCUUGAGAACAUACUUGCUGAGUCCAGAAGGAUGGAGGAGGAGAGAAUAGAAAAGCAGAGGCGGGAGGAGGAAGCAAGCAAAAAUCCUUUCUCGAACGGACAGGCACCGAUUCCAGACAUGCUGCCGGACGACGAACUCGAGAGACGAAAAUUCGUCAACACCAACCGCCUCCGGGAACCCAGCAAGGGAAUACUUACUUUCGGUUUCGAACCUCCUGAGGAUAACUUCUCGCCGGAGGAGCACAAGGCUUUGGUCACUGCUUACCUACAGACGCCAAAGGAUUGGGGUGAAAUCGCCAAAGCUCUCCCUGACCGCAACUUCAGAGAAUGUAUCAACCACUACUACGCCACGAAGUGGAAUGGAGAGUACAAGCCCCCGACCGGUCGCCGCAAAGCCAAGCGAAGAGCCGGAAUUCCCAAGGGGAGGAAGACCGCAAUCCCGUUUGCCAGCACUGAUCAGGUCGAUGGCGAGGAUGGCGCUGUUGCUACAACGACGGAACGUGGUCGGCCCCGGCGCGCUGCAGCGCCCACAUUCGGUGAUAAGGAGGCCCAAGACGAUCACGCUACCCCGGCCCCGACUCCUGGUCGCCAAAGAGGCGCAUCUACCAGAGGAGAGACCGUCGAGCCGAGUACCGAGAAGCCUGCCAAACGCCAGCGUGUCGCAAAAGAAAAGGCCACAAAAAGGGGACGUGCGGCACAGCAACUUGCCCCUGCCCCGGCAGGAUCUCCUCAUAAGACGGACAAGGACCUGUACCCAGGCGACGCGGCUAUUGACCCGAACAGAGUUCCCCGAACAGAGGAAGAAGCAGCGCUGCUGGCCCGUCUGCCAUCUGUCCAACCUGAGAUUGGCGGUCAAUUCGGUGAAGCUGCAUUCCAGGUGCCUCAGUCAGCCCCGGUCGCUGAAAGACCCAAAGGUCGUGGCGCCGGUUCCCGUGCUGGCGGCAUGUCAAGCUACUGGUCUGUGAACGAAUCCACUGAUUUCCGCAACUAUCUAGGAUAUUUCGGUACAGAUUUCCACGCGAUCGCGAAGCAGAUGGGGACUAAGACUGCGGCGAUGGUCAAAAAUGAGUAUUUCCGGAAGACCGACUCUGGUAAUCAUCCUGAGCUUGUCGAGAUUGCACAGGCUGCAGAUGAUCGACGGAAUCGUGGUGAGGAUAUUGGCCCCCCACCGCCGCCAACAGCCUCCACCAAGCGCCGUUAUGACACUACUCAACCGACCAUCCCCCGUACUUUAGCCCCCACCCCUGCUGAGAUCGUAGACAUCAAACAGUCUCCUCCAGCUACUGACCUGCCUGCUCGAACAGCUUCUCCACACGUUCAAGCAGGGUCUCGGUUCCCACCGCUCGCCCAAGCCAGUCCUGCGUUGUCCGCAUCUACGCCUCCCACCUCCAUCAUUGCGUCGACAAGCGUGCCCGCACCAAGCAGCCAUGCUUCAGGCUACGGAAAGCCGCCGCAGCAUGAGAUGCCUGGUCCUCGCCGUGGCUUUUUCUCGCAGCGUGAGCCUUCUAGAGCUCCACUAGUACAAACCGACAUGCGGCAAGCGCCACCGGAAGCACCUAGAGAUGUCCACGCGGAGCACCACCACAGGCGGCAGUAUAGCCAAGGCUUGCCGGGAGCUCAGCAGCUACACGACCCUCGCUACGUGCGUAUGUCUGCCGAGCAACGCGAGCGUGAGGCUCAAGUAGCGCAGCAGCAAGAGAUCUACGCCUCGUCAGCUGCUGCGCAUCACCCGCUCUACAGAACCAGCGUCCCACCGCAACUACCGCAACAAAGGGGCUCCGAGCCGCCGGCACCCAGCCCUGCGGAAGCAAGGCCCGGACAAGUUCAGCAGGGUGCUUUCUCGCGUGCGGCACCGGCUCUUCGCCAUCUUACUGAGACACCUAGCCAACUGCCGAUCGCUCAACCUCCUGGACGGAUCUCGAGACAUGUCUCUCCAAAGAGAGAAGAAAGUCAGCAGCCUUAUGCUCCACCUCAGCCUCCUGUCCAAUCCACGCCGCGAGCCGCGCCGGCGGAGCCUCGGAAGACAUCGAACUUGGCAGAUCUGCUCAACCCUGCUCCUUCCGAGCCGUCCAAGCCCAAGGAGCAGAAACCACCAGUUGACGACCGAGCAAGUGUGCUUCCUCACGAGCGGCCGUAUUCGGCACAAGGAAGGCCCAUUCAUCAGACCACUGCUCCGCCGCCGCCGCCGCCUGUCACGAUGUCAAGCUCUUCACCUGCAUACCCUCGGAGAGAGAUUUUCACGGAGUCGCCGGCGCCCAACAGCCCAUUUGCCCGACAGGCCUAUCUCCAACCGUCACAACAGCCGCCAAUGCAAGCUCCGCCUCAGCGCCGUCCCAUGGAGGUGUCGGGUCGGGAACAGUCUCAGCCGCCUCCAUCGCGCGAUCCUUGGGCGAGGCCUACUUACUCACAACCUCCGCCCCCGGUAUCUCAGACAAGCUCGCCGCAUCCAGCCACUCUGCAGCAGCCGCAGGCCCCGCUGCCUAUCGACGGGCGUCAGCAGUAUACUAGCAACCACCGGGCUGCUCUUAGCCAGCUGAACACAUCGGCACAGCCGCGAAACGUCCAUUCUCCGACUCCAUCACACACGCCGCACCACUCGCGCACUCCUUCAUACACACACCCGCAACCGUCUCGCCAACAAGCGCCAACGCCUUUGCAGCCCAUCCCCGCUGUGCCUAGCCCAGCUCGUGAAAACCCAGGUCCUGUUCUUGCCGCAAAUCCGUAUGUGCAAAUGACGCCGCCGCAGUCAGUCCAGCAGCUAGUGCCUCAAUCACAGGCGCAACAGCAAGCCCAACGCAACGAGCAAGCUGCCAUUCAAAACCGCACGUUGUCUUAUGCCCAGCCACAAAGCCAAGCGUAUGAGAACAUGAUUGAGCGCGAGCGUGCCAUUCGUCUUGCUGAGCAGCGCGAUCGUGAGGAUCAAAUGAGGCGAGAGCAUGAAGCUCAAGCUCAAGCCCAAGCUGCACAGCACCACAGCCGAAGCACUUCGUAUGCGCAGUCGCACUACAUGCGCCAGCCAACCCCAAGCCAGGCUGACCACGCUGCUUCUCGCUUCUCUUCUGCUGGACCUGCUGUGCCCCCGCCGUCAGCUCGCAAUUCUGCACAUACGCCAACUGCGCACAUGGGUUACCCUCCGCCUCCUGCCCCGCCAGCACAUCACGGUCUACCCACAGCCCAAGAGCAUGCACAUGCACAUAGCUACGCCGGUCAAGUUCCUUCGGCCAGCCAACGCGGAAUUGAAGCCAUCCUGCGGCGUGAGCAGGAAACGGCGAUUCGCCGCCAGCAAGAAGCGGCCGCGGCGCAGCAUCAACAGGCUCAGGCUCAAGCGCACGCGCACGCGCAGGCUCACCGUGAGCAUCGGUAUCGCGAGGAAGUCGCCGCGGCGCAGCAACGUGAUGAACAGAUUCGGAGGCACGAAGAGGCUGUAGUCAGAGAGCGCAUUGAUCGCAAUCGUGUUGAGCGCGAUCGGAUGGACCGGGAGUACAUGGAAAGGGAUAGACAGAGGAGGGAGCGUGAAGAGUGGGAUCGGCAGCAGGGAAGGAACAUUUUUGGAGGUUCGAGAAACGAGAGGGGAGGGCUUUUUGGACCGAACAGAUAG
Molecule: messenger RNA, 4470 nt
Organism: Lasiodiplodia theobromae
Lineage: Eukaryota; Fungi; Ascomycota; Dothideomycetes; Botryosphaeriales; Botryosphaeriaceae
Product: SANT domain DNA binding protein
Exons: 2
Coding region: 1-4470 (1489 amino acids)
Source: RefSeq, a predicted model, not a curated record